AUGAGACUUGCCAGUCCAAGUGGGCCGAGCAUGAGAGCAGGAAUUGUCGCCUUAACGGUUGCCCUCUUCCAAUCCGUGAUCUGGGAGGUCAAUGCUGGCGACACCGACUGCAGCAGGAUGUUCGAAGAUGGAGACUGUCUCAAGCGGCCGCGCUUCAUGGAGCUACAUUGCGGGGGCUGCGGCAACUUCACAGUGCACGAAGAGCUUCGUGGGCGUUUUCUUUUUGAGGACGCUGUGUCCCCUACAUUGCUGAAAGACCUGCUCGCACUGGCACCCGAGGUGGUUGUUCCUGGCGAUGGCUAUGGCGGGCGAGCUCGUCCCUUCAAGCCGGAUGAGGUUUGGGCUGGAGUUCAGCUCCUGGAUGCCGCUGACUGGGCUGUACGCCAGGCACAAGAAGGCCGCCGAGAGGCAUUGGCCUUUGCGCGUAGCUUCGUGGAGGUAGUGCGCACUAUGAGGUCGCUGCUGGGUAAUCUCUUCGGGUUGAGGCAAGUUACCCUCCACUUUGCACAGCUGGUAUGCCGACACAAGGAUCCAAAGCAAGCGGCAGAGGCAGGCGACAGCCAUCCUGUGCACUCGGACGAUGGUUGCAAAUACCAGGAGCCAGCUGACGACUUGAGCGAGUCUUGCAUCGCCCCGGAGACUGGGGACCCUCGCACGCAUGCGGCGUAUCUCUAUCUUCAUGGACCGGAAGGAGGAGACUUUCGAGGAGGUGACUUCUUCUUUGUCAGCCAAAGCCAAGAGCGAGUUCGGCUACGACCUGCAGCAGGUCGUAUGGUAGCAAUUGCUGCGAGCAGCAGCAAUCUGCAUGGUGUGGAGCACCUGGAGGCAGGCACUCGCUGUCACGUCGGCGUGUGGGUGGCUGCUGACAGUGAGGAUACUGGUGCAUACGGGUAUCAGCGCUACAGCUUGCAGCAGGCAGAGAGCAUCUUGGCGGGAGUUCUUCCUCCUGGAUCCCGGCCGCAGGUUCAGGACUGGCGACAAGAAGCGAGCAGCCACCAGCAAAUGUGUGCGGCUGCAAGUAACGUGAAGGCCGAGGCGAAGGCCGAAGCCGUCGGGAACCCUCAGCUUGAGGAACUGGCAGUCCUUGCAGAUCUUCCUGGUCCCCAGAUACUCCGUGUAGGAGGUUUUCUAUCUGCGCAGGAAGCACAACACAUCAUUGCCCUUGCCAAGCCUACGUUGAAGGAUGGCGUGGUGAUCGAGUCCGGUCAGCUGGUUCGAGCAAAGUAUCGGACAAGCCAGACUGCAUGGUUGGAGGACGAGGAUCCGGUCUUGCGGAACAUCUCCAAACGGAUUGAAGACUUUACCGGCUUGUCCCUGCAGUCCGCAGAGCAAUUUCAGGUGGCCCACUACACUGCAGAGAAUCAGGGCGGCUAUGAGCCGCACUUCGACUGGGGGACGGAGGUCGAAGUCACAGGCGCCUUCGGAACCUCGGAGGACAGCGGCCAGGGACCCAGACUGGCCACCUUCCUCAUCUACUUGAAUGACGUGCAAGGUGGCGGCGCGACGACGUUUGUGCAACAGGGCCUGAGCGUCCAGCCCGAAGAAGGUGCUGCUCUUUUCUGGUACAAUCUACUCCCAUCCGGCGAGGGUGAUGAGCUCGUUCGUCAUGGUGCUUGCCCCGUCACGGAAGGUGAAAAGUUCAUUGUAACGCGGUGGAUCCAUGCGGCCGGCAAUGUGCAUGCUUUUGACGCGUCCACCUCGAUGCCGAGGAUUUCACGCUCCCCAGAAACCUGGUCCUGGAGAUCGCUGCCCUGCUCUUCUCUCUGCGUCACGGCACCCUUGCAGGCUGCCAGACGUUGCCCAAAAGAGUGUGAUGUGGCAACCAGCUCGUCCAUUCUGCGUGGUCGAGCCGUUAUCGAUCAUGCCGUGCCGGCAGCGACUGCGAGGGCCCUUGCCGUCCUAGCGCCAUCGGCCGUUCGAAUUGGCGACGGCUUCCAGGCUUCCGGCCUGAGAAACCGAGCGCAGGUCGGUGGCCUUACUCCAACAGCUGCAGUGGAAUGGGCUGCUGAGCAAGGCAGCGCUCUUGCUCUUUCCUGGGCCGAAAGCUUACUGACAGCGGCCGAGUCUGUUGGCCAGCAGGUGGCUUCCCACUUUGGCAAGAAAUUGCUGAACUCCUCGGCCCCUGUGGAUGAAGAAGGUCUCUACUUCGACUUUGUGCACCUCGUAUGCCGAUUUUCGCAGGAGGAGGUUCAGGAGGCCCCGGAAGAGUUUGAGGAGUUCUCAGGCUACAUCCCGGCCAAUGCCAAAGACCUCUUCAACCAAGAGCUUACUCUCGAGAAGGCGAAGGCCGCCUGCAGCGCUGAUCUCGAAUGUGAAGGUUUCACCUUCCAGGCCGGUGCAAAGCCGGAAGAACCCAGAAUGGUGUAUUUCAAAGCUCAGUGGGACCUUGCAGGCACCGGUUGGAGAUCGUUUCGACGUUCACCAAGAGCAAAGGAGGCAGAUGCUCAUGCAGCGCAUGGCGACAACUGUUUCGAAGAGGGGGCUUUCUGUGUGAGAAAGAAGCCCUUCUACUAUUGGCGAAGCCAUGCGGCUGUGCUUUUCCUCCACGGUCCCGAGUCGGGUGACUUUCAGGGAGGCGACUUCUUCUACGCACCUUCCUUCAGAAGUCCGCCAGAGCUGCGCGUGCACGUUAAGCCUGCACCGGGGAGAGCAGUGACAUUUCGGGCAGGUGCCGAGAACAUCCACGGUGUGGAGAAGGUCACAUCUGGUACACGCUGCACGCUUAACCACUGGCUGACACCAAAUGCGUUUCAAGCCGCACACAAAUCCGAGCUGGAAGAUGCGCGGAAACUGUUGCUGCACUACAAGCCGAAGGCUCAGGAGCUCUGA
Molecule: messenger RNA, 2829 nt
Organism: Symbiodinium sp. CCMP2456
Lineage: Eukaryota; Dinophyceae; Suessiales; Symbiodiniaceae
Source: the annotation of a GenBank genome assembly